GUACCACAUGUCUUGUCGCUUGGGGAGGACACUGAAGAUGACUUGUCUCCCGAGAUCACUGUGAAGAGUAUUGGCCUUUUGGAUAAAAUUGAUACAAAGAUCGAGGAUUACCUUGAAGAAGCAUUUGAAUUCAUUAAUGAAGGGACCAAAUUAAACAAUAGGAUCCUGAUCCAUUGUUAUCUCGGUCGGUCUCGAUCUCCAGCAGUGACUAUAAUCUAUCUGCAUCACUGCAAAAAUUUAUCAAUGGCUAGUGCUUACUUCUAUGUCGCCACAAGAAGACCUCAAAUGGGCCUUAAUCAUGCCUUUCAAAACUACAUAAUAGAUUGGUGUAAGAGG
Fomitiporia mediterranea MF3/22 is the source of this 336-nucleotide messenger RNA. RefSeq names its product phosphatases II. Gene Ontology annotation, biological process: protein dephosphorylation; regulation of MAP kinase activity. Lineage: Eukaryota; Fungi; Basidiomycota; Agaricomycetes; Hymenochaetales; Hymenochaetaceae. The annotation marks the transcript as partial. Gene Ontology annotation, molecular function: JUN kinase phosphatase activity. The record is from RefSeq and is a predicted model, not a curated record. Gene Ontology annotation, cellular component: cytoplasm. The transcript has a single exon.